AUGAAGGGUGUGUAUGAGAUCAUGAACCUGGGCAAGGUAUGGCUCACAGUAUGCAUAUCUUUGUGCUAUUGCUAUUGGAUCAGCAAAAUUGUCCCAAAAGGCACCAUAAGACUUAUCUGUGUGCUUCCUGUGAUCGUCCUCUUCUUCUUCCUCCCUCUCAGCAUUUCCUCAGUACAUUUCACAGGAAUCACUGGCUUCUUUGUCUCUUGGCUCGCCAACUUCAAACUCUUGCUCUUCGCUUUUGGCAAAGGCCCUCUCAGCUCCGACGAUCCAUCCAACAUCAUCUCCUUGGGACGUUUCGUGGCUCUCGCUUGCCUUCCCAUCAAGAUGAUUCAACAACGCAAUCCAAUUUCAAAAGAAUCUCACAGAUCCAAAAUUUCACAGAUCCAAUCCGAAUCCACCUCGAAACGAUCCGAUCAAAACGGGAUAAACAAAAAUCCACAUCCCCAGGAAUCCGAUGGAUCCCAGAUUGAAACAUCCCCAAAUUCCAUAUAUUCCAUAAAGGCUAUACUCGUGGCCAUUAUAGUGAAGAUCUAUGAUUAUAGUGAUUUCAUUCACCCAAACUGCAUAUUGGGCCUAUACGCUUUGCACAUAUACUUUCUGCUUGAACUAAGCCUAGCCGUAGCCGCAUCCAUGGCUCCCGUUCUCCGCAUGGAGCUGGAGCCGCAGUUCAACAACCCAUUCCUGUCAUCAUCACUUCAAGACUUCUGGAGUCGGAGAUGGAACCUCAUGGUAACAGGUAUCCUGCGACCCACCAUAUACGAACCUACACUCAACGUCGGCAGGCGUCUCGCCGGACCGAAAUGGGCGCCACUGCCGGCGGUGAUGGGGACGUUUGUAGUGUCGGCGGUGAUGCACGAGCUGAUGAUGUAUUACAUAGGGCGGGUUGGGCCUUCCUUCAGGACGACGUGGUUCUUCCUGCUCCAUGGAUUUUGUUUAAUGGUUGAGAUUGCGCUGAAAAAGGCCGUGAAGGGAAGGUGGCGGUUGCCGAGGGCGGUCUCAGGACCGUUAACCGUAGUGUUCGUUAUGGCCACCAGCUUUUGGUUGUUCUUGCCGGAGUUUAUACGGUGUAAGGUGGACGUAAGGGCAUUUGAAGAGUACGCGGCUUUGGGCGCGUUUGUAAAGAACGCGAAUCACGCGUUAUCGGUUUGACUCUUUGAGCGUCAAGCCUUUGCUGCAUUGUCUUUAACAUUUUUUUUUUGUUUUUUUUUUAAGACUACUAUUUAUAGAAACAUUAACGUGGCAUAAACAUAAGUGCAUUGAUACUCAUUUUGUUCAAGUUUGGAUAUAAGUUUUUAGAGUUUUUUUCAUUAUUUUAAUACCAAAUCUUUAUAUUUUUCUUCAUCUAUAUUAUUGGUUCUUAUAUUU
Molecule: messenger RNA, 1368 nt
Organism: Prosopis cineraria
Lineage: Eukaryota; Viridiplantae; Streptophyta; Magnoliopsida; Fabales; Fabaceae
Product: acyl-CoA--sterol O-acyltransferase 1-like
Biological process (GO): lipid metabolic process
Source: RefSeq, a predicted model, not a curated record